Ceratotherium simum simum (southern white rhinoceros) is the source of this 2848-nucleotide messenger RNA. It is a transcript of the gene TMEM167B, whose product is annotated as transmembrane protein 167B. The record is from RefSeq and is a predicted model, not a curated record. Lineage: Eukaryota; Metazoa; Chordata; Mammalia; Perissodactyla; Rhinocerotidae.
CACGCAGGUAUCCUGGCUCGGCAAUCUGCUAGCCACUCCUGAUUGCGUUCGGCGCUCGCCACUUUGCCCUUGCGCCUGCGUAGUACGGCUCUUGCCCGUCGCCGCGGUCGGAUCGGGAAGUGUCAAGCGGGAGCUGGUUACCCCGCCUUCGCCGCUACCACCGCUGACCCCAGACCCCUUAGCCAGGCCCGGGCCCAGCCGCCAUGACGAACGUGUACUCCUUGGAUGGGAUUCUGGUGUUUGGUUUGCUCUUUGUUUGCACCUGUGCCUACUUCAAGAAAGUUCCUCGUCUCAAAACCUGGCUGCUAUCAGAGAAGAAGGGAGUUUGGGGUGUGUUUUACAAAGCCGCUGUGAUUGGAACCAGGCUGCAUGCUGCUGUGGCAAUUUCCUGCGUUGUAAUGGCUUUUUACGUCCUGUUUAUAAAAUGAGUUCCAAAGCAUCCAUCUCACCAACUGCCAACCAAGGGGACAAGGGUGAGGAACCUGUCGGGGGCCUGGGCCCAGCGUAGGAGAGUUCAGCUAAAAUCAUCCAAGUCCCCAGGAUGACACCACAGCGUCUGCCCCUACCAUAUGUGGGGAAAACUCUUCACGGUUACAAACAUUAUUUAUGCUUCAGGGGACUCCAGAAAGGCAACUUCCUUUGAUCUGUGUGUAAAUCAGUCCUCGGCAGAGAGCAUAUAAUGUCCAGAUAAAUUACACCCCUCGGUGAUAAGAUUACAUACCUCCUGCUUAAAAACCUGUCAUCUAUUUUGUUCUUCAGCUCCUCAUCAGGAUCUUUUCAAACUGAAGCUCAUUAGGGAAGGAUAUGGGCUAUGUUCAAACCUCGUGGAAGGAGAAAUAAUUUUCAAGACUUGACUUUUUUUUCACUCUGAUUUGGAUUUGGCAAAUUGGGGGAGGGACUGGGUGGGAAACAGGAGUUAUAUAUGCCAAGAAAUGUUUUGGCUUUGGAAAUGUAUCUUUCACGUACCCAUCUGGCAUGGUCCCCGUUGCAAAAAGAGAACAGAUGAAAUAGCUGUGCUAUGUGCUGGUAGCUCAAGCGUUUUGCCAAGAGAAUCUGGGCGUACAUAAGGUUUGGGGAUUAUCUGUCUGUGAUGAGACCAGAGAGCAGUAACUUAGACCAGAAAAUAUGUUCUAUUCACCAGUAUCCCCGAAAGGAGACUUCACCCCAUCAAAUGGUAUACGGAAAAUGAAUCCACUGUUGCUAUUUUCCUAAUGCCUUUUAUAUUUUCUAAAUUACUGAGUGCUAUAUACCGUUACUCAGUUUUAAAUGCCACCAUUAUGGGAAAGAGAAACUAUUGAAGAAAUAAUUGUUUAAUAUAUUUGCAGUUAGGGUAGAAGAAAUAAAUAAAUCUAGUAUGUUCAUAUACUAGUAAAGUCAUUUAGUAUAAGAAUUUAUUGUGAUGUUAGAUGGAAGUUUUGUCAUGUUAUCCAAGAUACAAACGUAUUCUUUGUUUAAAUCUGGGUUAUUAUGGCAAUUUUUAGUUAAUUACUUGUUUUUCUUGGCCAACUCUUAAUUUUCUUCAUAUUGCAGUACUCUUUAGCUGUCUCUUGGAAAUUCUGUGUAUUAUAAGAACAUGAGAAAUUCAAAUUUUGGACUGUUUGGACAGUUCAUAGAAUCCAUGAAUAAAAUGGUGUUUUCUAAAGUAAAGGGCAGCAGGUUUGCAAUUGAGAUUGGUGGGCUUUUCCAUGGAGUAUGGUAACUCCUGAGCAAUCAUUUUAGAUGACGCAACAUUUGAAGGGAAGAGUUCUCCAUUCCCUCCUCCUCAUAUCUGCAGAAGGAUCAACUAUUGCAUUUAUGAAGCCUAGAACUUCUCUAUUUAAAAAAAAAAGAGUUGGUCUAAAAUUAAAUUGUUGUGAAAAGCAAGCAUAGACAUAGGUCUACCAGUUGAAUUGUCCAUUAAAGUAAAAACUUGACCGUGGACAAGGUAGCUGUGGUUGACCCGUGUGGCAAUAAAUUGUCUUUUGUCUUACUCCAAAAGAACAAAAGCUGCUAGGAAGUUUAGGUUCUGAAAUAUGCAGUGUAGUGCUUUGAGGGUUUUUAGAAGUAUAGAAAGUCACCAGGUAAACACUACUUGUCUAAUCAUCUCAGAGUUGUGGCUAUCUCUUCAGGAAUUGGUCCACAGGGUAAACUUCAAUGAUUCAUAUGUUUUCCAUUGUCAUUUCUGAGGAUCCUUCACAUGAGAGAAAGGAAAUCUAGUGGAAUGGGAAAGAAGAGUUCCGCUUGUGGGUGUGAGUUUGGGACCUGUUGGCCAGCGGGAAUGUCCCUCCCUGGAAAUACAAGUUCAGCAUGUUUUGCACUUGUUAUUUUGUAGCUUUAAUGACUUUUGUUUUCUAAUAGGGCUAAUGUCUCUAAGCUUGGUACUUAGAGCUGUUUCAUAUUUUACACUAGUUCCAUUUCACAGUUCUAGUUGUUCAAACCAAUUUUUAUAGCCUCCUGGGUGGGUCAUCUUAACUUAAACUUGUGAAUUGUUAUAUUUUGAGAUGUUUUCAUACCAGAAUGUACCAAAAAGUGCACAGAGUGAAGGUAAUUUACGGCACGGCAAGAAACAAAUACACAGCUUAUUUCAUUUCUUGACUUGAUGUAAGCAGAUGAGGAGAAACGUGUUUAACUCAUUACUUUGGUUGAUGUGUCAUAUAUUUUUGACUGAAAAUUGCAGGAAGUUGUUCCUCCAAGGUAGUCUUUUAGGAGUAGAAGAAUGGGGAUAGCAAUAUUUCUUCUGAUUCAAACUGGUAUCACCAUAAACCCCUAUAUGCCAGGGUGGAAUGAAGUCAGCUUUUUAUAGUUGAAAUACAAUUUUUUAUUCACCAUUGUCUGCACAAAUCCUUGAAAAUAAAAUUUCUUUCCCUAC